AUGGGGGAAGCUCUUCUAACGACUUUAUCGAUGGAAAAUUAUCACCCAUCCACACUACUUUUGAUGGAUUCAGGUUCUCUUGCACAUGAUGAGUUGGAGAGGAAGAUGAAUCGGUACGAUGAAAUGGCCGGCAAGUAUACUGUAGAAUUCAUUGCUGGAGUUGAAUCCUUUACGUCAAUCUCAAUUGAGGAGUCUAUUGAUGAUGCAAAUGGGAUUAAAGAACUUGCACGUACGGAUGUUAAGACCGUGGGGUCGUAUAUUAUGUCUCGUCGUUACAACAAACCCAGCAGUUUUCUUGACUGGUACAAGUAA
Messenger RNA from Dovyalis caffra, 312 nucleotides. Lineage: Eukaryota; Viridiplantae; Streptophyta; Magnoliopsida; Malpighiales; Salicaceae. The record is from the annotation of a GenBank genome assembly.